AUGGGGUUCUAUCAAGGUGACGACGAUGACACCGACACCAAGACAUUUAACGACAAGUUCAUCAAAGACCGGAAGUUCGCCACGGCUCCCUUCUGGAGCCUCUUCCCCAAGUUGAAGGACAUCGACGAGGACGAUGACCCGCUCUUCCCGCUGCCCUUCAAGUUCAACUUCAAGGAUUUUGGCGACAAUGCCUUCGCCAUGGCAUCAGGAAUUCCGACCGUGAAGCAGUUCGACAAGUGCCAGGAGCUAAAGGGCCAGUCCGCGUGGACAACCCAGGGCAUUUGGAAGUGCCUAGUCCCCGGCCAAGCGAUCCCUCCACUGCCCAACCUGGACUUCCUCUUGCCCCUGGAAGACGUCCAGUCAGACAAGUCGCAUUCCCGUGGGCUGUUCUUCAACGACUUCAACCUUUUUUUGAAAUGGAGAUCGCACAUGAACAAGCUGCAACAGCAAAGAACCAUCAAGUCCGCUGCCCUGGAACCCGUGGCUAGGACCCCGGAGGACCUCAUGUUGAGCUGGGACGACUUGCAUUUGAGUAACGAUGCUGAGUACGCAACUGCGAACGGGGCCAAGAAAAUCGUCGGUAGGGCACAGUCCAUCAACACUACUAGGGACUCCAGUGAUUCAAAACCUAACACUGUCAAGACUGAGAAAAUUUACUACGACGACGGCACCGUGGAGAUCACCACCACCACCACCGCCAAGGGUUCCAAGCCUCAGGUGAAUCAUGAAGUGGUGAGCACCGAUCAAGACAAAUAG
This is a messenger RNA of Saccharomyces eubayanus, 756 nucleotides long. It is a transcript of the gene MPM1, whose product is annotated as Mpm1p. The coding region runs from base 1 to 756 and encodes 251 amino acids. The transcript has a single exon. The record is from RefSeq and is a predicted model, not a curated record. NCBI's taxonomy places the organism in Eukaryota, Fungi, Ascomycota, Saccharomycetes, Saccharomycetales, Saccharomycetaceae.